Acanthaster planci (crown-of-thorns starfish) is the source of this 8644-nucleotide messenger RNA. RefSeq names its product plasma membrane calcium-transporting ATPase 3-like. Gene Ontology annotation, molecular function: P-type calcium transporter activity; ATP hydrolysis activity; PDZ domain binding. Gene Ontology annotation, biological process: calcium ion transmembrane transport; regulation of cytosolic calcium ion concentration. Gene Ontology annotation, cellular component: plasma membrane; intracellular membrane-bounded organelle. NCBI's taxonomy places the organism in Eukaryota, Metazoa, Echinodermata, Asteroidea, Valvatida, Acanthasteridae. The record is from RefSeq and is a predicted model, not a curated record.
UUCGUGCCUCAUUGGUUAUUCAUACCGAAAAGGUCCAUAAAAUGAAGCAAUAUUUGUUCACAUGUAAAGCUUGUGAGUUCGGAAAAGUUGCAUUUAAUCAAUCACUCCGUCAGCGCUGUGUGAAUUUCAUCGAAGUGUGCGCGUAGUCAAGCACGAAUGCAGAAGAACAUCGAUCCUUCACGUUGACCCUUUUUUUCCUAUCCUGACCGUAUUAAGCAGGUGGUUCAUAGUGUUACGUCAAAACUGUGCCUAGCAAGAUACAUUUCCAAAAGUAUUUAACCCAUUCUUCUCCGAAGCUUCAGACGUUGUGUAGCAUAACGGAGGACGUUGGUCGAGAAAGUGCGCGCUCUAUUAUCGAUCUUUGGAAUCACCUGUGGCUGCAACCCACAAUCUUUGAAUUAUUGUACAGAUUUAGUGCCACUGAUCCCAACGAACUCUUAAAUAAACCUCCAACACCCACACUAAAGAUAACCAUGGCGGCAAUGUAUAGCAAUAUGUCAGACGAGUCCGAUGACGGUCUGGCACUCACCAUUCCCGUGGAGGAGUUGCGACAGCUCAUGGAGAUGCGCAAGGAAGAGCUGGCCAACACCAUCAAGACCAAGUACACAGAUGUCAUAGGGUUAUGUCAGAAGCUAAGAACGUCACCGACACACGGUAUAAGCGGCACCCAUGGCAUGACAGCCGACCUGAUGAGGCGGGUCCAAAAGUACGGCAAGAACGAAAUCCCUCCCAAGCCGCCCAAGUCAUUCUUCCGAUUGAUGUGGGAGGCAGUCCAAGAUGCCACCCUCAUCAUGCUCAUCAUCGCUGCUUUCAUCUCCCUCGGGCUUUCCUUCCUACCAGCACCAGAAUCGGGCCACAGUGACCCAGGUGAGGCGGAGGCGCAGUGGAUCGAGGGCGUUGCCAUCCUGAUUGCGGUGGGCGUGGUCAUCUUGGUGACGGCCUUCAACGAUUGGUCCAAGGAGCGGCAGUUUCGGGGCCUGCAGAACAAGAUUGAGUCGGAGCAUAAGAUCACCGUCAUACGGGCUGGCGACCCCAUUCUAGUCAAAGUCACCGAGAUAGUCGUCGGAGAUAUUUGCAUGGUCAGAUAUGGUGACCUUUUACCAGCCGACGGUAUUAUCAUUCAAAGUAAUGACCUUAAGAUAGAUGAGAGCUCAUUAACAGGAGAGUCGGAUGCCAUCAAGAAGAGUGUAGAAAGAGACCCAGCGCUUCUCUCAGGCACUCACGUGCUGGAAGGCAGCGGCAAGAUGGUGGUCACAGCAGUAGGACUGAACUCACAGACGGGUCAGAUCUUCUCCCUGCUCCUAGAUGUCAAGGGUCAGAAGCCGGCGGAAGCCGAAGAUGGUGUCGCCGACAGAGGUGUGGUCAAAGUUCCAGCUGACGGCAACAACAUUGACGACUCAGGAGCCGCGAACAGCCGCACAGCUAACCCGGAGAAGCAAGCUAUGCUGCAGGAGCGAGAGGAGUCGAAUAUGAUGGAGGGCAAGUCGGUCCUGCAAGGGAAGCUGACCAAGCUGGCUAUCCAGAUUGGCUAUGCAGGUUGUACCAUAGCAGUGCUGACCACCCUGGUCCUGAUCAUCCGCUUCUGCAUCGAGACCUACGGCAUUGAGCAGCGAAGCUGGGAGACGGGCCACUUGCGGAAGUUUGUGGACUUCUUCAUCAUCGGCGUGACCGUACUGGUGGUGGCGGUGCCAGAGGGCCUGCCGCUUGCCGUCACAAUCUCUCUGGCCUACUCAGUCAAGAAAAUGCUGCAUGACAACAAUCUGGUCCGGCACCUGGAUGCCUGUGAGACGAUGGGCAAUGCCACAGCCAUCUGUUCAGACAAGACGGGGACCCUGACCACCAACCGCAUGACGGUGGUGCAGGCCUACAUAGGCAUGGUGCACCACCACACUGUGCCCAACUAUGACCAGCUGCACCCAGAAUUGCUGCAGCUACUGGUGGAGGGCAUCUCGGUCAACAGCAGCUACGCCUCGCGAUUACUGCCCCCAGAGAGGGAAGGUGAACUGGCCCGGCAAGUGGGCAACAAGACGGAGUGUGCUCUCUUGGGCCUGGUCAACGACCUCGCGCAGGAGUACCAGACCAUCCGGGACCGGUGGCCGGUGGAGCGAUACGUCCACGUCUACACCUUCAACUCCACCCGCAAGUCCAUGAGCACCGUUAUACCACUGGAAGGGGGCAGGUACCGGCUGUACUCCAAGGGCGCCAGUGAAAUCAUCUUGAAGAAAUGCACUAAGAUCCUGGACCCUAAGAACAAGCUGCAGUCCUUCAGCUUUGCUGACCGGGAGAAGACAGUCAAGGAUGUGAUUGAGCCCAUGGCUUCGGACGGUCUGAGGACCCUGGCCCUGGCCUACCGGGACUUCCCGGCUGGGGAGGACGUGGACUGGGAGCAGGAGGCCAGCGUGGUGUCCAACCUGAACUGCGUCGCCAUUGUGGGCAUCGAGGACCCUGUCAGACCAGAGGUACCCCCGGCCAUCACCCAGUGUCAGAAGGCAGGCAUCACAGUACGGAUGGUGACAGGGGACAACGUCAACACAGCGCGCUCCAUCGCCACCAAGUGUGGCAUCCUCACGCCGGGUGAAGACUUCUUGGUCUUGGAAGGGAAAGAGUUCAACCGAAAGAUCAGGGACCGAUUUGGCAAGGUGCAGCAGCGUCUGCUGGACAAGAUCUGGCCCAACCUGAGAGUGCUCGCCCGGUCCUCGCCGACGGACAAGCACACCCUGGUAAAGGGGAUCAUCGACAGUAAACUGUCGCGCAACCGGGAGGUGGUGGCGGUCACGGGUGACGGCACCAAUGACGCGCCAGCGCUGAAGAAAGCCGACGUGGGCUUUGCCAUGGGAAUCGCCGGCACGGAUGUGGCCAAGGAGGCCUCCGAUAUCAUCCUGACGGACGACAACUUCAGGAGCAUUGUCAAGGCUGUCAUGUGGGGGCGCAACGUCUAUGACAGUAUCUCCAAGUUCCUGCAGUUCCAGCUGACGGUCAACCUGGUGGCUGUUAUAGUGGCCUUCACGGGGGCCUUUUUAACAGGGGACAGCCCCCUGCGCGCCAUCCAGAUGCUGUGGGUCAACCUCAUCAUGGACUCCUUCGCCUCGCUGGCGCUGGCCACAGAGUUGCCCACCCCGGCCCUGCUCUGCCGUAAGCCCUACGGCCGCACCAAGGCCCUCAUCUCCAAGAUCAUGAUGAAGACCAUUGUGGGCCACGCUGUCUAUCAGCUGGUUGUUAUGUUUGUCAUUCUGUUUGCUGGCCCCUCAUUAUUUAACAUAGAUGACGGCAAGAUAGCCACGGAUUCCACGGGCCACCCCUCGGUGCACUUCACCAUGAUCUUCAACACGUUUGUCCUGAUGCAAAUCUUCAACGAAAUCAACGCGCGGAAGGUGCACGGCGAGCGCUCCGUCUUCUCUGGGAUCCUCACCAACCCGGUGUUCCUUGUCAUCAUCAUCGGCACACUAAUAGUGCAGGUCUUGCUGGUCCAGUUCGGUGGCAUCAUCUUCAGCACCUCGGGCCUAUACUGGGACGAGUGGGGCUGGUGCCUGUUCUUCGGCAUGGGCUCCUUGCUCUGGCACCAGGUCAUCCUGACGGUGCCCACCCACUGGCUGCCCAACCUGGCCUACGGCCGGGGCGACGCGCCAGAGCAGCUGCCCAGCGUGACGGAGCUGGACGACAUUGACCGGGGCGGCGACUCGCGGGUGGAGCUGAAGCGAGCACAGAUCCUCUGGAUGCGGGGCCUGACCAGGCUGCAGCAGCAGUCCCGUGCUAUUCGAGUUGUCCAUGCCUUCCAGUCAGGGGUCAAUCACCGGAUUGAGCGCAAGAGCCUGAGCAACUCCGUCCACGAGUUCAUGGCGCCCCCAAUGGACGAGUAUGACAUCGAGCACACCAAGAAGGAUGAGGAUAGCGCCCCCACGGUGUCGUUCCACAGCGUCGAGACCACGUUGUAGAUGCCCGCUCGCCUGCUCCGUUUGGCAUUUUUACAGGGGAGAGAAAAACACAAAUGACCUCGGGCAUGUGGAGUCUGCGACCUUUGGCACCGGAAUGUGACCUCCCUCAUUCUUCAGUAGCAUCUCAAAGAUUUGACCUGUACAAAACCACCUGGGUAAGACCUCUCUCUCUCUAGUUCCAGUGACCUUUGAUGACCAGAGCGUGACCUCAGCAUUGGAAAGGGGGCACCUUGAUCUGGGACAUGAGGAAAUGACCACUGGCAUGGGUUAAUGACAUGUGAACAUGACCUCCGCAUCAGGUCUAUGUCAAUGGAAUGACCUCUGUCGGGAAGCGCCAUCUAAUACAAGUUACAGCAGGAGGACAGCCACUUACCUUUGAGUCGGGAUGAAACUCGAGGGUUGUUGAGCAGCUGUGGGGCAUGUGCCGUUGUAGGUCUUUGCGUAUCCUCUACUUGAAACAUUUCUUUAGUAAGAAUGUCUUGAGAUAGAGAGAUAAAUGGAAUGAUAAAGCUUGUUAUGCAUAUGAAAUAGUAAUUUGUAAAUUGUCAGCUGUUAGGAUGUAAGUGUUGUACUUGCAAUGAGGGAGUGGUGUUUGCAGUGAAACAUGAAUAGGGGUUGUUGGCCUGAUCCACAAGUUAUGGGUGUUCCCAAGGCUACAGUACUGGCUCUGUAUUUGCAGUUUUUGUUUUGGGGUUUUUGGUAAAUAUUCUUACAAAUACUGUGCUGCUGCAUGUAUGUCCAGGAGUGUAGGUGGUGUCCCAGGGGAGGGUGUAGUCUGGUGCCUAUAGUAUUGUACAUAGCAGAAAGCUGUCUUUCAGUCUUGGAUGCAAAUGGUUGGAGUGACAGACUGCAUAAAAUGUCAUCCUUCUUUGACAGUGUGGCUAUGUCGUAAUUGGCAACAACAAAGCAUUUUUCAAUCUAAAAAACAAAAUAACAGUACAGUUAGUCUGUCAAACUGCUUUCCUUUUCCUCUCUAGGUGUUGUUCAAAGGUCGAAGGCAUCUUGAAAUGUGGUAACUUAGGUACUUUUUUGUCGUAGCAUCAGUGGGUUGAAGUUAGAGUAAUGCUGUGAAGAGUGUUUUAGCAAAUGAAAGCUGUAGUGUGAAGGUUGUUGCAAACACCAUUCAAGCCUUUUCUUUUCUUGAUUGAUGACUGUUAAAAGCUUGCAGAUUGCGAUAACACUGUAUAUUUAUCGUUUUUAUGCUACCUAUCUUAUGCCCAAGUGCUAAACAGUUUUGCUUCCCUCUAUGUGGGUAUCUUUGUAACCAGAAAAGACUGACAUCCCGUGUACAUAUGUUAUGUAUUUGGCUUCACUUUUUCUUCAUACCCAGGCUGCGUGAUUAUGUUCUUAUGUUUUGGCCAGAAGAAACUUGAUCACUGCAAUAUGGUAGCUGCUUGAUUUCAGGAAUGGAUCAAGUGUGAUAAUGUAUUACUAUCAGUUAUAUCAUCGGUGCUGUUAGGCAGUUGCCCAGUUAACUAAUUGUGAUCCAGAAAAAAACAAAUAGAUAUGCUGUAAUAUAAAUGGAAAAAAGGUAAAAGAAAAAAUCAUGUAGGUGUAGUUUCAAUAUGAAUUAAAUAUAGCAUUAGGUUUGUAUUUUCACCGAAUAACUGCAAAAUAUUGGCAUUUGCCACUUAAGACUGUGCACAAAUACUUGCUUUUUUAUAUACACAGAUACACAUUCUUGUUUCGUCCCGUUUAAAUCUGUGUUUUUUUCCGGUGGAGAUCGACUCUGCACUGUAUAUAACAUUUUUUCUCGUCUUGUAACAAGUCAGCAUUCCUUCAGGAGUACACUUAACUUUUGCCACAGACCUUUUGGUCGGCGUGUACAAAUUAGACAAGUGAAUUUGAGUGGUUUGUUACCAACAAGCAAAAGCUUAACAGACCUCACUGGGGUUGGUUGGAGUUGUGUGAGAAUAACAUCAGAUAACCUCCUCCACUAAGCCCACCCCUUUUACUGGCCAGAAAAUUAGAGGUCAUCUUUGCAUUUUAACAGAUAAAAACACCAAAUCAGUUGCCAUAGGUUAGUCUCAGUAGAACAACCCACGUGGAACAAACCGCUUUGGAAGGUUGCCGCCUGUUGGGGACCCCAUUCGAAUCCCUCCUAGGAGCCUAUCCAACAAGAUCAGGCUGACAGUCUAGCUUUACAUUUCUGUACAAUUCUGCCUCCUAUUUUUUGUCGGCUAUGGACAGGGUGUCAUUUUUUACAUUUACAUGGACAACACAGUUUGGAUUCCACAGUUUUCCGUGAUGGCAAAAAGAGGGAGCAUGUUGAUUUUUGUCUUUUUCAUGUUGAACAAAAAUGUCUACUACAUGUACGUGUCGCAUAGAGACAGUGCAUGCUUGACCUGGUUCAAGAAGUAAGUGUUGUUUUAUCACAAGCAGUCAGGCUCAGAAAGUGCCCGGCUACCCGCCCUGAGUUGAAGUGCAUCCCCAAGCGGCAAACGAAAGACAGGUGGUAGAAAGUUUUCCAAGUGGGUUCUCACACGUGUUCUGCAUGUAUGCAAAGACCAUAAAUUAGGGAAUAAAUUCUCUAUGUGUACUCGGCGUGCUCCGUAUCAAAUGCGCCAUUGAUCUCCAUUAUGAACGUACGUCUAUGCGGUGAGCACCAAAAGAAAAACGCCCUCUUUUGUUCCGCUGGGAGUGGAUAGGACCGUUUUUGUAAAUGAAAAACUUCUGCCACGUUGUCCUGCGCUGUACUCUCUGGGUGUCCGGCAAAGAUGAGAGCAGUGUCAGGCGUAUAUCUUGAAGGGGUUAGGGGCGGCAAACUACACGUGGCUAGCCUCGUGGAUACAUUUGUGUGCAUUGCACAUGCAACUUUUCUGCCAGCUCAGCAUCUCCUUCUUGUAUCACAACACAGUGCCAAACUGGAACAGCUUUGUAACUCAUUUUCCUCAUUGAAGUUUACACUGGCUGCUUAUCUACAGCAGGCCAUUGGAAAGGUUUUCAGCCAUGACACCCUACAUUUUGCAAAAUAACAUCUAUCACAAAACCUUGUGAAAACAUCAUCAAUACAAAUCAUUAUUCACUUGGUCUAAAAUAUGUUAAUCUGUGAGAUCUUGGACUAUAAGUGCUGCUGCCAGCAAUUUUAAACAGUUUUGAAGUUCACUGGUAUAAACUAACAUUUUGAGUAUGAUGUACAGAUUAAAAACGGUGGUUUUGACUGUAACUAUUUAUACAUCCAAGUAAAAAAAAGUUAUACGUAGGUUUUUGAUUUUACUGAUUAAAGGAGGUAGCUUUGGUGUGAAGAACAUUUUCAAAUGUAUGUACAUAUUAUUGAAAGGGGUUGCUGGGUUGUCACAGCAACCUGCAUUUCUUCCUGGCAGUUGCCAGUUGUUUUAGGGUAUGUUUCAAUUUGAACAUGGAAAAGAAAAAAAGAUGCUUGUACUAUUAUAAAUAAUGUAAAUGUAUAUUAAAAUAUGGCGCAUUGAACUUAUAGGCAACAAGGUGUUUGGUCCUUUACUAACAGUCAGCACGCAGUUGUUUGAAUUGACAGAUUUGAGCCAGAGUUGAAAAAAGAAAUUGUCAGUUUAGUUUUUAAAACUGUAUUUAGAAAAGUAGGAUGGUGCAUUUCCAUUGUGUGUAUUUCAGACGAGCGUCCUUUACAUUUCUUUUGUAGUGCUUGUUAUCUUUGGUUCUGCCCCAUUUUUAUGUCUUCAACAUUAUGAUCACAGACCUUUGACAUCAGAAUAUUAAUGUCAUGGCCAAAAGUAACUUGUUUCAGUUGGUACUCCGUGGUGCAGUAUCUGGCAUUUUCCUGAUUAACAUAAAUUCAGAUUCGGAGGAUUAAUCACUCAAUUGUGAUGAAGAAGCAUUGUGUGACAAUCAUAUGGAGAAAAAAAAUCUGUGUUGCACUGAAGUACAUUGUAAUUUAGUUUUGAUGGUGUUGCUUGAGUUUUAGUUACAAAAAAAUCCAAGUACUUGGUUAGACUUUUUGUUGUGUCAAAACUGUUCCACUGUAAUGUGGCAUGUAAUGCACAAAGCAAAGUAUUUGUAAUAGUUCAUACAUGCCAACCAAUGUCACCAUUUGUUUAAAUAUUCAUGAGAUUACUCACAUGGGCUUAUAAUCUACCUCUGAAACCGUUAGGUUUCCACACUCACAAAAAAAGAAAUUUCAGUUCCCACCCUUUCUCUUGCUUGCAUGCAAAAUGCAGUAAGCUCACUUUUGCUCUAGUGUACGUAGAUUACAGCAUGUGUAAAUUAAAAAAAAAAAAAAAGGAGGAAAAAUGUCGGAGUGAUGGAUUUCAUUGUGGCAGAUUGUAAAAUAAAUGAAUCAUUCGAAUUCCCGAUGCAAUUGAUGUCUUGUCUGUGGUGUGGUAGGGAAGUUGUACUAAUUUCUCUUUAGUGUGAUGCACAUCUGAACAUUUUGAAUUCAGCAGUCAGAAUAAAAGCGUUAAGCUCUUGCACAGAAAGGUUGGUUGCUGAUUAGAUGAGCUAGUUUCUUGUUUUUUUAUUUCUCAUUUUGCUGUUGUAUUUUUAUUCCUUCAGUUGUUCACGUAUCCUAUGAGGUGUAUUUAUUUGUACCUUAUAUAUGUUUGAUUAUCCUUUGUUAUUUUUCUAUGAUUGUUUUGUAAUUUCUAUACAUAGCCAAAGUUUAAGUGUGAUUUAAAGUUUUUGCAAUUAAAAAUACCCUGAACUUAGAUUUUACUUUAGAUUUUACUUUGUUUUGGAAUUCCAAUGUUUAAUGAAUACAUAUUGCAGUUGUUAAAAUGAUU